Sabethes cyaneus is the source of this 8556-nucleotide messenger RNA. RefSeq lists its product as uncharacterized. The record is from RefSeq and is a predicted model, not a curated record. Gene Ontology annotation, molecular function: serine-type endopeptidase activity. The annotation marks the transcript as partial. The transcript has 22 exons. Lineage: Eukaryota; Metazoa; Arthropoda; Insecta; Diptera; Culicidae.
GCAGUGGAGGUGCACCGUCCGCAGCAGGCCGACAUUCGUGAUUUUUACAUCGAAUCGCUGGACGGGAACUCACCGCAGCUGUCAGCCGCGGACCGUCGGUCCCACAGCCAGCCGGCGGGGCGCUUUUUAGAUAGCAAUCAACUUUCCAAUUCAAUAAACCCCCCGGAAAGGAUACCGGUCAAUCGGCCGUCCGGCGGCACGUGGAUCGAUGACCUGGAAGCGGACUGGGCCAACGCUCACCGGAGGGGAAAACACGAACGCUUCUGGCAGACGCGGAUGGACGCCGCCGCCGUCCGGUGGAAUUCGAUCCAACCGAACGUGGCGGCGUACUUCGACGAGGACGGUCCCGGGUCGGACGAACUGGACGGCGGACCCUACCAGCUGGUGGACGGCUGUCCCAGCAACGUGUGGCAGCAGGAUCUCGUGUUCAGUGACCGCAUGGUCAUGAAUUGGACGGUACCGGUGGAGAGGGCCCUUCGGGGGGUGUACAGUGAACUGCGUGAUAACGAUGGUGGCGAUAGUGGAAAAAGCAGUAGCAGUAGUAAUAGUGCUAGCGGCCAAAGUGUUGGUAACAGCGAGGAGCAAAACCGAACUGUCCAUUUUAGGGUCCUGUACCGUACGAUGACUAGCCAUACCGUUUACGAACUGAAUUACCGAAUGGUGCUUUUGAAAGAAUGCAAUUUUCUACUUAAGGAAAACUCGGGUUCUCUAGAUUCUAGCAAGCUACCGUCGGAGUAUGACAACUGUAGAAUAGGUUUCCCCGCCCGGCUGGAUGAUCAGCAGCUGCCGCCGGGGCUGGUGGUACAACUGACUAGGCUCAACAUUCCCUGCCGUGCGGACGGUGGGUACCUGAGGUUCGUCGAGCCCAUCGCUGGCGGUAGUGCAGAUGGACGCGACAACAGCAACAACCACAACCAGAACCAGAAUGCCAUUAGUGCGGACAGCACUAGUGGUGGUGGUGGUGGUGGUGAAAGUGCAGAAGAAGAAGGGCACUUUCUGUGCGGAAAGCUAGAAGAACUGCCCAAACGUGAUCGGACGUUUCACUUUCAGAAGCAUCGCAGCACGAUCGUGGUGGUGCAUAACCGACCGGUGUUCAGUUUUAACUUUAGGCUAGUGGAUUAUUGUUACAAUGUAACGAUUAGCGAUAGGAACAGCUCGGUGCUGCUGAGACCGCUUCGCGGUCUGGACUGCCAUUUUAGGGUACACUUGCCGUUCGGCAAUCGGAUUGCGUUCAGACUGGUUGCAAAUGGUGGGGUGGAUUUGGAGAUGGAGGGUACUUCUGCGAUUAAACACGAACAAAUAGAUUUAGGUGUUCCGCAGGGUGACAGCUUAGGGUCGCAGUGCUUUAGCGGGCUGCGAGUUGAAGUGUACGAGCAACCGCAGAAUCGAUGGAUUCGUUGUGUUUCGGGUUACAGUGUACCGACAGUCUAUACGUUACUUUCAAGUGAUAAUAGUGUAGUGAUUCAUGUCAGUAAGUACGCCUUACUGGCGGGUUUGGAAAGUUCGGUAACCAACGUUAGUGGUAGUAGUAGUAGUAGUGAUAGAAACGUACCGUCAUUACUGAUCGAGUAUGAUGCCCAUCCGAUCGAGAAUGUAGUCUCACAAUGUGCCUUCGGAUGGAUAGCGAGCGGUCAGUUUUGCGUAGCAGCGUUCGCAAACAGGCAGCUCAAAUGGGUUGAAGCCGAGCAAGAAUGCAACCGACUUGGGGGACAUUUGGCGUCGAUCCGCUCCGUGGUGGAUCAGAAGCUGGCCGAUCAAUUACUGCUCAAAAGCCCUAGCUAUAAGGACGGCAACGCGUACUGGAUCGGAGCAUCCGAUCGGACGCUGGAAGGGGACUUCCGGUGGAGUGAUAAUCUACCGUUUUUGUAUUCUAAUUGGUUUCCCGGCUGGAUUCAACAGGGCAACUACAAUCGGCAGCCCAAUGAUGAUGGUCUGAGUGGGCAGGACUGCGUGGAGAUUUGACGACAUUUUCAAACGCCUCCGGGCGCUUCUACAACUGCCACUCCACUGGUUUCGUCCUAUAUGUGGAACGAUCGGGACUGUGAGACGAGGAACUAUUUUCUCUGUGAGCGGAUUCUAGUGGAAGAAAUCUUUGAAAAAACCUGGCACGAUGAUUGCAACAAAACGAUCAAACUGAGCGUGGAUCAACCGAAAGCAACCAUUUGGAGUCCGGGUUUUCCAAGACCCUAUCCGGACAACGCAAACUGUUUAACUGCCAUCACCGCACCUCCUGGAUAUCGGAUAGUGCUAGAUUUUGAAGAACUGGUACUCGAAAGUGAACCUUUAUGUACCUACGACUACCUUCAAAUAAUGGAACCCACUGGAAACCACUCCGCGCCGUACACGAAAGCAGGUUCACGACCGUAUGCCGCGGCGGGUCCUCUCUUCCAGACCCGAAACCCCCGACACAGUUCCAGUAGGUUUUUCAUCCGCCGUCGGAAGUCGAAUCCGGCUUUUGCGAACGAUGACGCGAACGGCGAUCGGUUGCUUUCCAAUUUUGCCAGCGCCAAAGCACCGAGCCUGAUCCUUCAGCCGGACGACCCAGGCUACGAUCUGCGAAUUCCACCGCCGGACAUGAACUCCGGUCGGGUGCCGCGUAAGGUUUGCGGUGAUUGGAGCUCGAAGCUGAAACUGCUUCGGCACGUCAGCCAGGGACCGCUGCUCGGGUUGCGCUUCGUUUCCGACUACUCGAACCACUUUGGCGGUUACAAGGCCAAGGUUGCCAUGGAAAAUGCCGUAUCCGAGUGCUACGACGAGCGGUUCAAGGCUUACAAUGCGUCCUGCUAUUUGUUCAUCUCCUACCCGGAAGUGGACUGGAUGACGGCCCAACAGGUCUGCCGAGGCAUAGGAGCCCAGCUGGCAUCGAUAUCGACUGGCGAUGAGCAGAGGUUCAUUACGGCCAACAUCAGGAACAGUUUGGACUACACGCCCCGUGCGCUGUACUGGGUGGGCGGCGAGCUGUCCGACACUGGCGCGGGCGGCGGAACGCUCGAGUGGGCGGACGGCGCCAAGCUGCUGUUUGAGGGAUGGCUGCCGGGUCAGAAACCCGAUCCGAUUCAAGCGGGCAAGAUUGCUGCCGGCGGCAGCUGUCUGGGGCUGCAGUGGAGAAUUUCACCCACUCCUAUGAUCUCUUCCGGAUUGCAUUGGAGCGCUCAAAAGUGCACCACCGUCGGUGGGUAUGUCUGUAAGAAACCGCGGCCGACGGCGGAGGAAAACAUGGCUCGAAAUCAGACUCACACCGGCACGGAGGGUCGGCUUCUUUCGCCUAACUAUCCCAAUCCUUAUCCAACGCAAACUGACUACUGGGUCCGGUUGGUAGCUCCCGAAGGGAGCCGCAUAAUAGUUCAGUUUCAAACGCUGGACAUUGAACAUCAGGAUGAAUGUUUGUACGACUAUGUAAGUAUUCAGAAUGUUGAAGUAUUGCCGAGUCCCCUGCUGAACCCGGGUACCAGUGCGCUUCCGUUGGCAAUGUUUUGGGAACAUGUGGAAGAUUUAUCGUCACCAGAUUCUACGGACGAUCAACCUUUCCGCAAUUUGCUCAAUGGAAAUUAUUACAACGACCAGAGGAGCUCACCGCCGAGGGAGGAGAAAUUCCAACGGAAGCGUUCGCUUCCGUUGAACGACGAUAUUCAACAGAAGCUGCAGGAUAACAUCAAACUGCUGGAGAAGAUAAACUCCAAACUAAGGGAUAGGAAGAAGCGUUUCCUUAGUUCCGACAACUACAAAACGGUGAAGAACAGUAAUCAGAGUAUUACAUUAGAGUCUAAUAGCCUGCUCGAGCCGGGCGCAGAUAGUGACACGGGGCCGACGUUCCUACCGUAUGUCCGAUGGUGCGGGACGCACGAUUCCAACAUGACACGGUUCAACUUCAUCUCGACCGGAAACGAGGCUUUUCUUCGUUUCCACUCGGACUUUUCCGUGUCUGGCAGUGGAUAUUCGGCGACCUGGAGCACAGUGGACAUAACCGGUUGUCCGAUUCAAACCAUCACCUCGCGCGAGGGCAUCAUCAGCAGUCCAAACUAUCCGCACUUUCUGCUCAACAAUCUCGAUUGCACCUACGUCAUUCAGGCACCGUUCGGGAGGAAAGUUUGGCUCGAGAUUGAUUUUUUCGACAUCAUCGAAGAUGCCAGCCUCUACGUCGACAUAGCUGAUGGACCGUUUGAACCGUUUGGCAACGAGCACCAGCUGAAUGAUGGCGUCUUCCUCAGUAAGGGCGAACGGCUGGUCGUACGUCUUAAAGCCGGUUCGCUGCCCCGGGGGAAAGGAUUUCACGCGAGCUUCAAAACACUUAGCACGGUAAUCGAGCAGAGGUCCAUAAAUCUGGAAAAUAAAACGAACGGCAAUUUAUUUUACCUUAACUACCCGCAAACGAUGCCGUUCGAGGUGGACUUCACCCAGCACCUGAUAGCGCCGCUGGGGGAGGUUAUCCUGCUGGAGCUGCACGGCGUGGGCUUCAGCGAGCACGGCUGCCAUAAGGAUGGAUUUAUUGAGAUUUUCGAUAACUACGCGGACAAGAACGGUACCUUGUGGCACCUGUGCGAACUUGCUCACCAGAAUGGAACCACCGCCAAAGCCGUAUAUUCAGCGGACCAGAAUCCGAUCGAGAACAACCUUGCCAAGCCAGCUCCGAUCUACAUCACAUCCUACCUAAACACGCUGCACGUUCGUCAGCGAAGCGUUCAGGGUUUGGGUGUUCCGCUGAACGCCACCAUCCGGCUGCAGGCCGACAUCGGCUACAAAAUGAAACUGAUCACCAACGAGGAAGAAUGGGUUGAAAGUUGCAAACCCAAUCCAUGCCAAUCGGGGGGGAAGUGCGUAAUGCAGAAAGAUCGCGGCACGUGUCAUUGUCGGGGACACUUCACGGGCCGUUUUUGUGCCCUCAACAUGUGUGAACUAGAACCGUGCUACUUUGGGAAGUGUGAACUGACGCAAUCCAGCUUCAAGUGUCUCUGCCAGCCGGGCUACAUGGGGCAGCGAUGUGACGAGAAACCAAAACCUUGCGAGGAUAAUCCUUGCGAAGGCCGCGGUGAGUGCCAUCCGAAGAAUAAUGGGUUUUUCUGUCGCUGUCACGCCUGGUGGGAGGGACCUCGCUGCGAGAAGCGAAUGAUGCGAAUCCCGUUCAAACCACUCUCCGAACGGAUGCUGCAGGAACCCUUCUGGUUGGGUUUGAUUACGGUUUUCGUGGUGCUGGCAGUGAUCGGACUGGUUUGGUGUGCAAAGCGACACUUUCCGGAAAAGAUCGAAAAGUUACUGGCCGAUGAAGCUCAUAGGAAUCGAACCAACUUCCCACCCCAUCACCUCAAUACUGCCUUGCGUGAUCAGCUGCAAGCGGCGGCCACCGCUGGAACGGUGUCCUCGUCAUCAACCGCAACGACACCGGCCACUCAUCGGACCAUCUUCGGACGUUUGGGUACACCAUCACCUCGUAAAAAGCGAAACAAUUCCACUCCAACCAAGAAGAACGUCAACGAAAAGAAACAGAUACUGCAGCAGCUGGUAUCGCCGGCUCCGAACUCCUCUACCAAGCAGGUGAGCCUGGGCGAACUGAUUCAACUGUCCGAAAACCGGCUGAAGGUCAAUCACGCCGAAUCGGAAUCGGACAUCAAGGAGACAACCUUUUCCGACCACUCGCUGUCCGUUUCGUCGAUCGUGCGCCAAAUAUCGGACCCGAAGCUGGAGAAGAAGGUGACUUUCGCGCGGCUUCUCAGUAAGGUAUCCGCCGAAAUAAGCAGCGGUUCCGACGAUCUCACAAACGGAACAAAACAUUGUAGUGCUUUAAGUCUUCCGACCGAAGUUACGCAUCGCGCAAAUUCCGUACCGCAGUCGCCAAGCACAAACGAAAUUCGUUCGCCGCACAGCACUUCCUCGAACCAGGGAAGUGACUCGCUGUCCAGCUCCGAGCUUGCUUUGCAUGAUUUUGGUUUGCGGGCUCAUCGGCGGGUACGGCCGAAGGUGUCCAGUGCCGAUUCCAUUCUGGCUAUGUUCAAAAACUUUGCCACUUCGAGCGCCGGAAUAAAUCUACCCUCGUCCAUCGUGAUCUCACCAUCGUCCACACCGACGGCAUCCAGUCCGCAGGAUGACGUGGCCGGCGAUGACGACUCGUCGACGUCCUCCAUCCACACCCCGGUCAGCUUCUCUAGUGGCGCGCCGGAUUCACCCGUUUUCUACCGCCAGAGUACGAUUGAAGUACCCGUACUCGAUGCACUUAGCGCUCACAAAACAACACCCUCGACUACUACUACUACAACUACUCAGAUGCACCCGCCUACCAUACUGCUGGAAAUACCCUCGAGCGGUAUUAAUAACAAGUGCCUAUCCCCCAUCAGAGAAAUGCCAACACCGAUCCCAUCGCCAGCGCUAACACCGAUAAUGCCGCGCCCUCACCGAGUCCGGUCCCCCCAGAACGCCGCCUAUGACGAGUCGAUGUCGGUGACGUUCAGCGGCGAUUACUCCGGCUACAACAACUCCAAACCCAAUCAAGUCACGAUCGAAAUCAAUCACCCCGAGUCGGAUACCGAUUCGUCUACCCCGAUGAACAUGUCCUCCCAGAGCGAUUCACUCAGUUCCAGUGGUUCGACCAAGAGUCGCAAAACUCCUCCCCAAGUCUGCAUCUCGAUCGACGUUCAGCCGCCCACUCCGAAGCGCGAGAAAGCCGAACGUCCCCGCGAUUUGGUCAUUCCCGAGCUGGUGAUCCAGCAGCCGAGCCCAACCAAGGAACGCUCGCAGGUGAUCAUGUUUCCGGGAUCACCUCCCCCUCAGCGUGCCAGCAUCGGAGAAACGAGUUUUCUCUUCCCCAAUAAACAACAACAGAAAAGAUUGCUUAAACAGUGGGAGAAACCAGGGUCUCUUGAUCUUCCCUUCGAGCCGCCGAUGAUUACGAUCACCUCCAAUAUGAGUGAACUCGAGUCGGACGCGGACUGCAUGUCACCGGCUGCAACAGGUAAACCGAACGGUGCCACCAGACUUGGCGUGACUGGUAGUUCAGUAGGAAUGUGCUAUCUCAGCCCGUUUUCAAUGUGUAUUCGAGGCGAUCGUGCUCCGUCUGAAAGUAACCUUAGUUCAUCCGGCUACUCUAGUAUGGCUAGUCCCGGUCCCAGUAGGUGCGGGUCCAACAAUCCGCUUUGUCCCAGUGAAAUGGAGGAUCCAGGCACAGGUCCUUCGGGUAACGGCUAUCCUGGGUUGAGUUCUAUGUUGGGGACGAACCGAGGUCGCCACCAGACAUCGAUACUGAAGAAACACAACGAAUCCAGCGGGAGCGGAACGGCAGCUGGCGGCGCCAGCGAUCGAAACGAAUCCUUCCGCCAACGAUCCGAUUCAGAAACCCUCUCCGAUGAUCCGCUGCUCGAGUCGAACGACGAGGGCAUCGGGACGGAUCAUCUGGACGAGAAAAUCGAAGACGGUGAAAUCAAGAGUGCCAAAGAGCUGGAAGUCUAUAUCGGCAAAGAGUUGAUCGAGAAUGGCCGAAGUAUUCUCAACCAGGAAGCCGCGUCGAUGUCGCAACUGCAACUGCCGUCCAUCGUGAUACAGUCUGAGAGUGGGUUCGAUAAACUGUCACCGGUCUCAUCACGAUCCGAGAGUCCCCUUAGUGAACGAACCGCCAGUAUGGAACGGUUCUCUCCCCUUUUCUACGGUAAAAAAGACCAGCAGCUUCCGUUUACCGACUCCGACGGUCUGUACGAUUUCCCUUCGUCGGACGGUAAGGGUAGCUCCACAACGCAUCGCAAAAGUACCGGCAGGAGGAGAGAACGGCGCAGCUCACGGUCCGGAACUACAACACUUUCACCUUCCAAGUCGACAUCGAUUCUGCUGGAUAUCCCCCACAAGGACAGUGCCGGUGCCGGCCAGCACUUGAUGGGCUCCCAUGCGGGAUCCAAACCAGUUUGCACCACUCCGACGAGAAAAAGUCCCAAACGACGACCACUCUACCGACAUCCGGUGGCGAGCAGUUCCUCGUCCACCGAAUCGUUGACGUCGACUCGCGAUUAUGCACAACGAUCUAGCAAAGCUCUGGCAACGUACACCAAGGAAACCCACCUGUUCGACUCCGAUGAUGACACUGGCGAGGAUGUGUCUAGCCAGAUACUGCCCACGGUGACAAUCGAAGACAUCAGCCGGCCGAAGAGCAAAAUUGGACGCCUCCGAGCUAUCGGAAACCAAAUUCGGUUCCUUCGCCGGCUGGAACGGUCGAUCCAACGGAAGGACCAUCUGAUCGCUGGCUCCGACGAAGACGGUUCAUCGUCGCGGGAAUCUCCCAAAGUGACUUCGCCGCUACUGAAGCAAGCGCAGGACAACAACGGUCCGAUGGCAGGCACCAGCCAGACGCUGACACCGGAAGGGUCUAACGACGAGCGAACGCCUCUGCAGCUGCUUGCCCCUUCGAGUGCCGCCGGCACCAAGUCUCGCCAGAAUUUUAAAAUGUCCCGUCAGAAACGGAUAGCCAAUAGCCGGGGAGGAGCAGGAGCAGGAGCAGGAGGAGGAGGAGGAUAUGCCGAACAACAGCCUUGGCCUGAACGGGAGCACCGGCUGCUCGGCAGCGGUGAUGUAAAUAGUGAAUAG